CCCUGUCUACCUCUUUUUCUCUGUUCAAGUAGACACACAUACACAAACACACAAACUGUCUUUCAUCAUCUUCAUACCUGCAAUACUGCUUACUAUUGGCUACAGUCAGUACUAGAGCCCAACAUAAUGACGGCCGUGUCUGGAUCAGGACUCCUGCUCUUGCUGUGUCUGUUAUCAGCUGCUGAAUGUGACCUGGAUGUGCUCGGCACUGUGGGUAAUGAUGUGACUUUGCCGCUUAAAUAUGAUGCCAGAGCAAAUGGUCUAAGUUGUAUAUGCUGGGGACGAGGUGUAGUACCAUCCUCAGGCUGUGGCAAUCAGCUGCUCGCCACUGACGGUCUAAGAGUGAAAAAAGACUCACUGGUGUCCAGCAGGUACCAGCUCCUGGGUAACCUGAGAAAGGGGGAUGUUUCACUGACGAUAUUAAACGUCAGUGAGAUGGACUCCGGACGAUACGGAUGCAGAGUGGGAAGAGAGGGAUGGUUCAACGACGAUAAAUAUCACUUUACACUGAGAGUUCAGAAAGAUACUAAGCCCACCCCAAAGUGGAAAUUGGAUGAUGUCACCUCCACAGAACAGACCAUAUUGAAGUACACACAAGUUACUGAAGCACGGAAGGAAACAGGAAGUGAUGAGGCAAUGGACUACACUGAGGGCCCUGUGGUAUUUGAGUGCGACUGGGAGGUUGUUUUAGCAUUAGAGCGUGACAUAAUGACGGCCGUGUCCUGCUCAGGAUUCCUGCUCCUGCUGUGUCUGUUAACAGCUGCUGAAUGUGACCUGGUUGUGUUCGCCACUGUGGGCUUUAAUGUGACUCUGCCGUGUAAUUAUGAUGUCACAGCAAAUGGUCUAAGUUCAACAUGCUGGGGACGAGGUGCGAUACCCGCCUGGAAAUGUAGCAAUCAGCUGAUCGCCGCUGACGGUGCAACAGUGAGAAAAGACUCACAGGUGUCCAGCAGGUACCAGCUCCUGGGUGACCUGAGAAAGGGAGAUGCUUCCAUGACGAUAUUAAACGUCAGUGCGAUGGACUCUGGACGAUACGGAUGCAGAGUGGAAAUAGCGGGAUGGUGGAACGACCUUAAACAUCACUUUAAACUGAGUGUUCAGGAAGAUACUAAGCCAACCCCAAAGAGGACAUUGGAUAAUGUCACCUCCACAGAACAGACCACAUUGAAGUUCACACAAGCAGCUCACAUCAAUUCCACACGGUACUGGGACCCUUCUGAAACGGUUCUAAGCCCUAUACAGGGAAGUAGUGGCCAAUUUUCUGUGCCGAUUGCAUGUGUUCUGAUCAUCGCUUCCAUUGCAGUGGUGGGUGUUGCUGUCUACUUUAUAAAGAGAUCGGGAAAAUUCAGCAAAUCUUCCCAGAUGUAAGUAACGGAUUGUUUAAAAUGAACACAUUAGAAACUCGCUGUCUGGUCCUGAACCUACCAACAGAGAGGAGAACAUCUACCAGAUGGAUGAAGUCAACCCCUAUCAGACCUUUCAAUGACAUUUUGUGUGAUUUGAUACAUAAUCCGUAGGUUAUUAAUAUAGUCAUUGCUAUGCUGUCCAAUCUGUAUGAACCUGUAUCCGUGUGAUUCUUUUGUACAGUCUGCUCAGCUGUGUCUGAAAUAUCAUCAAAAUCGGUCGUAACCUUGUUUAUAUAAUAUCCAAAUAAUAAUGUGUGUAAUUUUUUAUAAUUAUGCCCUACAACUUUGAGUUGGUGUGCCUUUAACUUCUGGUACUGUGGUGCCUCACCCCGAAUAAAGUUGAGAAUCGCUGCCGGGGGGGGGGGACACUGACACAAAACAGUCAAGGCGGAUGUCAGUCCUAAGUCUAAGGACUGUGCUAGAUAUGUCUACCCAGAGAUCACACAUUUUGAAACGUUGCACCUAAAUGUGUCAUGCAACCAGACAAGAUGUAUAAAACCGUCAUUGUAUCUUAACACAAAAGCUACAUUUAGCAAGAUAAAAAAUAGUUUUAACAUUUAAAGAUAUUUUAGAUAUUUAGAUACAUAGAUAUGUUUUAUAUGUAUUUAUAUUUAACCUUUUGUUUUCAAACUGAGACGCAAACAUGUGUUCUAAUAAUGAAAGCAAGUUUAUUUUGAAGGGCCAGGAAAAUGCUUAAAAAGUGAUUUUUGUUGGGACUGUUUUUUUAUUAAUAUCACUCUUGCCAGCUGACUCAUAUAGUAUGCUUACAACAACAACGUUCCCUAUUUUCAUACCGUCACACCAUCAAGUGAAUUGAUCCAAUAUGAAGAUGAACAUAGGAGAUGCAGUAUCAAAGGCAAUGAUAAAUACAAUUCCAAAGGAAUAAUCAACGUUAAAACAACAUUUAUAUUUCAUAUUAAUGUAUAACUAGUCAAAAUUAGCAUAUGUAAAAAAUAAAAAGGUAAAAAGUC
Gadus macrocephalus (Pacific cod) is the source of this 2377-nucleotide messenger RNA. RefSeq names its product hepatitis A virus cellular receptor 1 homolog. The transcript is spliced from 11 exons. The coding region runs from base 127 to 1368 and encodes 413 amino acids. The record is from RefSeq and is a predicted model, not a curated record. Lineage: Eukaryota; Metazoa; Chordata; Actinopteri; Gadiformes; Gadidae.